AUGAAAGCUUUAAUUUUAGUAGGUGGAUUUGGUACACGUUUAAGACCAUUAACAUUAAGCAAACCAAAACCAAUUGUCGAGUUUGCAAACAAAGCAAUGAUUUUACAUCAAAUCGAAGCACUUUGCAAAAUUGGUGUCAACGAAGUAGUUUUAGCAGUAAAUUAUAGACCACAAUUAAUGUCAGCUUAUCUCCAACCAUACGAAGAAAAGUUAGGUAUUAAAAUCUCAUAUUCCCACGAAACUGUACCAUUAGGUACUGCUGGUCCAUUAGCAUUAGCCAGAGAUUUGUUAAAUGAUGGUGAACCAUUCUUUGUUUUAAAUUCUGAUAUUAUUUGCGAUUUCCCAUUCGCUGACCUCUUAGCUUUCCAUAAGAAUCACGGUGGUGAAGGUACUAUUAUGGUUACCAAAGUCGAGGAGCCAUCAAAAUAUGGUGUUGUUGUCUAUAAAGAAGAAACUGGUGAAAUCUUAAAGUUUGUUGAAAAACCACAAGUUUACGUCGGUAAUAAAAUUAAUGCAGGUGUUUAUAUAUUUAAUCCAUCAAUUUUAGAUAGAAUUCAACCAAAACCAACUUCAAUUGAAAAAGAAAUUUUCCCAGCAAUGGCUGCUGAUAAUCAAUUAUAUUGUAUGCAAUUAGAAGGUUUUUGGAUGGAUGUUGGUCAACCAAAAGACUUUUUAUCAGGUAUGGGUUUAUACUUAAAUUCAUUAAAGAGUAAACAACCAGAACUUUUGUCGACAGGUACAGGUAUUAUUGGCCCAGUUUUAAUCGAUCCAUCAUCAGUUAUUGAACCAGGUUGUUUAAUUGGACCAAAUGUUACUAUUGGACCAAAUUGUGUCAUUCAAGAAGGUGCUCGUUUAAUUAACACUACUGUUCUCGAAGGUACUACCAUCGGUAAAAAUAGUUGGAUUAAAUCUACAAUUAUUGGCUGGAAUUCUUCAAUUGGUAAAUGGGUUAGAAUGGAAAAUACUUCAGUUUUAGGUGAAGAUGUCCAUGUCUCUGAUGAACUUUACAUUAAUGGAGGUAAAAUUUUACCACACAAAUCAAUUACCUCUUCUAUACCUGAACCUGAAAUCAUUAUGUAAAAUAUUAAUAAUAAUAAUAAUAACAAUAAUAAUAAUAAUAAUUUUAUAAUACCUUUUUUUUUUCCAAAUUCUCUCCAAUCAUUUCUCAACUUUUUUUUUUUUUAAAAAUUUUUCUUAAUAUAAUCAAUAUACAUCACGCACAUGCAUCAUAAAUCAUAAUCAUAAACCAUAAAUCAUAAUAUAUUUAAAAAAAAUACUCAAUAGAUAAUUUUUUUUUUAAAAAAAAUUAACACUCCGAUAAUAAUAAUAACCAACUUCUUUUUUUUUUAAAAAAAAAAACAUAAAAAAAUUAAUAUAAAAAUAUAUUUUAUAAUAAUAGAGUUAUAGAAUUUUACAUAU
Molecule: messenger RNA, 1419 nt
Organism: Dictyostelium purpureum
Lineage: Eukaryota; Evosea; Eumycetozoa; Dictyosteliales; Dictyosteliaceae
Product: mannose-1-phosphate guanylyltransferase
Exons: 2
Coding region: 1-1080 (359 amino acids)
Biological process (GO): cell wall mannoprotein biosynthetic process; GDP-mannose biosynthetic process
Cellular component (GO): cytoplasm
Molecular function (GO): GTP binding; mannose-1-phosphate guanylyltransferase (GTP) activity
Source: RefSeq, a predicted model, not a curated record